AUGGACCACUUGACUGUUACAGAGCCUGCUUCUCCUAACAGCAUCACCUCCCCUUAUGGUCUCUACAUCACCAUGCAAUGGCUCCGUAAAGUUAACGGCGUGAACAAAUACCAUUGGGGGCUCUUUCUGGCGACCGGUGAACCACCAAAUGGUCAAUUGCUUCAUGCUACCGAUCUUAACCGCCAGCCCUUGGAUCUCCGUCUGGAAAUACGGAAGGUCAAAGAUCCUCGAAAAUCCAGGACAUUGGUCACCUGCCUCCAAAUCUCUACUUUGAGAUCAAUGGAAAUUAUGGAAGCAUGCGCCAAGUCCGUUCGGCUCAUGAACCCGAGGCAUGUCCCAUUUGGAGAAAUGAGAUGGACUUGUCGCGUGUGGGUGAAAGAAGUCCUCCUUACUUUGGACAAUGGAGGGUAUAUCAAGCUUCCAAUGACUGUUGAUUCACUCGAGGGUUACUGCCAAGCGGCAGCGGAUUCACACUUGGAUAGAAUUGGAAAUGCUUGGAUAUACAACGACACGCGGUGGUUGUCGUCGCCCCCGCCGCAGAAGCCUUCUACGAACCAGAGUAGCUACUAUGGCCCAUCAGAGAUGGUGAUCGACUCGACCAGGGAUCGACGUGAUCCAAGAUCCAGCCAGUCUCAUUCAUCAGGCCAGCAGUAUUUUGGGCCAAAGCCCAUGAUUACUGAGGCCUCGACUCAGCGUUAUUAUGGACCGAAGCCUAUGAUCACCGAAACGUCGUAUUAA
Clonostachys solani is the source of this 738-nucleotide messenger RNA. NCBI's taxonomy places the organism in Eukaryota, Fungi, Ascomycota, Sordariomycetes, Hypocreales, Bionectriaceae. The record is from the annotation of a GenBank genome assembly.